AUGGACCGUCCACGUCGGUCGGCACGUCAGUCGACAUCAGGCCAGCAGUCGCCAGCGCCGACAGGCUCGACGACCUCAUCCGCAAAUCCCGCGUCGUCAUCCUAUGUUCCAUCCAACAUCGUACCACCCGCCGCCAUGGCCAACGGCGUCCCGAACACCCCGCGCUACGAAGCACAAGCCUAUGCUUCGCCUGCCCCAUAUCCACAACAAUCUGCUCAGCGCCCGACAUUCCAGCAAACGCCAUCUGCCUCAGGAAGUAGCUUGUUGCAAGCCGGCUCGGCGCUGCUCUCGCAGCAACAACAGCGAAUGCAGCCUUCGCAGACCUCCUUCGCCGCACCAUCCGCGAUGCCGUCUGAACCGCAACGGGUCAGUCAGAUGGCCCUGCAAGCGCUCCCUCCCGUCCACUUCAUGGGUCGAGGAACUGCGCCGCUUGCACCCGGCACGCCCUCCGCUCCCCUCCGCUCCUCCGGCACCGCAGCUUCAGGCCCCACCAUGCCACAAGCCAUGUACAGCUCCUUCCCCGCACGCAUGAAGGCGGGCACCACCAACCUGCUCCAGUCUAUCCCGUCCUCCGAAUGGUACGAUGGCACAGGCAAACCGCUCGAUCCAUUCCUCGCUUCCGCGCACGACACCUCUUCCUCGACGCCCUACCGUUCCUCCCGUGCCAGCGGACGAAGCCGUCGUGCCGCAGCCGGGUUCAUCCGCUACGCCGAAGCCGGUUCCUCCGACGACGAGUUCGAAGAGGACCUUCCCACGACCGACUCGUCCUCUCUCAAACGACCUCUCGACGACGACGGUGAAGAAGAGAACCCUCGCGCCCACCUCGGCUUGCCCGCACCCGCAUCGAAAAUGGUCUCGAAACGCGUCUUCCACCGCACCAACCACGUUUACCACGCUGACGACGAACUCGCCCGCCAAGCAGGACGCAACGAAGUCCUCGUCCCCAUCAAGAUCGAUCUCGAAGCCGAACAGUAUCGCAUCAAAGACACCUUCACGUGGAACAUGAACGAACGAUUGAUCUCGCCGUACCAUUUCGCCAAACUGUUGUUGGAAGAUCUGGAUCUGCCGGUGGAGCCGUAUGCGACGCAGAUCAUGCACAUGAUCAACCAGCAGAUUGACGAUGCGACGGGGGUGGCGGAUAUCGAGAUGGAGCCGGCGGCGGGGGGAGUGUGGUCUUCUGCGCGACUUGAGGCUCGAGAAGGCGAGAACGCACUGUCCGAAUCGGAGCGAAGGCAGUACGAUGUGGACGAGGAGGCAACAAAGGAAGCGCGCGCGUGGAAUUGGGGUCUCGACCGCGCGGAUGAUGAGCAGAGGCAGUGGCGAAAACGCAUGGCCAAACGGUUGGAAGCAGGCGAGGGACUGGGCGAGUUCGAAGACGAUCUCCGCGUCAUUGUGGAUUACGAGGUGCAGAUCCUGCGUCACAUGCUGCGCGAUCGACUCGAGUGGGAUCUCUGUUCGCCCCUGACGCCGGAAUCGUUCGCAAGGAAGCUGUGCGACGAUCUGGCCUUGUCGGGUGAGGCCCAGGCGUUGAUCGCCAACAGCGUACGGGAGCAGCUGAUUCAUCAUAAGCGCGCCGCGUUGGAGCUGCAGCUCGUGGGCAGCGGCAGGGUGUUGAAGGACAAGGAGAGGGAGAUCGAGACGGCCUGGGCGGAAUUGCAUGCGGAGAAGCUCGAGAAGCAGAGGAAAAAGUUGGAGCGCGGCGAGACGUCCGAGUUGCCAUCCGGGAAUGGGACUGGGGUCAAUACGAGGGAGGCCUCGGUGCAGCCUGCUACGGAGGAGGAGACCAAGCCAGAUGCAGACGCUGCUCCAGGUACGGGCGGGACCACCCCCGCCCCUCGCGAAGAUGAGGACGAAGAAGACGUGGAAACUCUCCACCUCACCGCCACGGCCACAGCCGCCCCUACACGCGAAGGAACCUCCACGCCCGCCAUCCAACCCCCCGCCCCGCUGGCCACGCGCUCCUCCGCCCGUCUCAUCGAAGCCGCCACCGCCGAUCCCGCGCAACCGGCGCAACCGACACUCACCCCGUCCCAGCGUUUGCACAAUGCGACGUAUACGGUGCGCGAGAUCCUCUCGCGUGGACCUCGACCGCUCGACAGCAUCUGGCGCGACUGGUUCGAAUCGCGCGAAUUCGGCCCUCUGCUCGAAAGACUCAACGACGAGGAUCUGGAGAAGAUCGAGGAGCUGAAUACCAGGGCGAGCAGGAGGAAUCGCAGGGACGCCGCUGCUCGAGCUGGUGGUAGGAGACGUCGUUAA
Molecule: messenger RNA, 2256 nt
Organism: Kalmanozyma brasiliensis GHG001
Lineage: Eukaryota; Fungi; Basidiomycota; Ustilaginomycetes; Ustilaginales
Product: SNF5/SMARCB1/INI1
Exons: 1
Coding region: 1-2256 (751 amino acids)
Biological process (GO): regulation of transcription by RNA polymerase II; chromatin remodeling
Cellular component (GO): nucleus; nuclear chromosome
Molecular function (GO): transcription coregulator activity
Source: RefSeq, a predicted model, not a curated record